Molecule: messenger RNA, 2942 nt
Organism: Camellia sinensis
Lineage: Eukaryota; Viridiplantae; Streptophyta; Magnoliopsida; Ericales; Theaceae
Product: CDPK-related kinase 1
Biological process (GO): protein phosphorylation
Molecular function (GO): calcium ion binding; ATP binding; protein kinase activity
Source: RefSeq, a predicted model, not a curated record
ACCACCCAGAGAAAAAGCUAGAAAAGGCAGGGAAGGAAAAGGGAGUUGGUUUCUUUCCCUUCCUUUUUACCCCCUUCUCUUCUUUUCUUGCAGCCUCUGCUAAGCAUAUUUUUCUCACUUUUAUGCUCUUUGCUCUCUCAGUCCCAUUUCUUUACCUUCUUGAUUGAAAUUUUUCUUGGGUUUUCUUGUUAUUCUGUUUCACUCUCUCCUAUUUCCUUCACUUCUUCAGCUUAGAAUCCAUUACUCAAAUGCUGGAUUCUUGAUGGGUUUUACCUAUCUGACAGUAUUUGUUUGAUCAGAAAGUUGAAUUGCUUUCUUCUCUUGAACUUUCAUACUAUUUUACUCGUUGGGUUUCUUCUUUUCCUUUACAAUUUUCUUUGAAUUCAUAUCCUUGGCCAAUUCUCUGUUAAUCUUUUCUGGUUUUUGUUGAUCAAUUUGGAUUUCCCUUUUCUCUUCGUUUUAUGGGUUUCAGUUAGAUUCUUGGAAUUCAUCACUUUGAUCCAAGUUUCAGUUCUUGUUUAAUAAUCAUUUCUCUGUUUGAGCUUUGAAUCCCCUGAAUUUUUAGUCCUUUACCGCUUUCAAUGGUUUAACCAUCUGAGCUUUUGUAAUUGUUUCUUGACACACUUUUUCUUUUUCUUACUUGGGUUUCUGUGAUUCCGAUUCUUAGUUGUGUUUCUGAUUCCAUGGGACUUUGUCAUGGAAAACCCACUGAGAACUCACAAAACCAAUCUGAAAACACAAUAAUUCCCAGAGAAAAUGAGCCGGGUUUGAAUUCCAAAACUGGGAAAUCAUCAAAAUUCCCAUUUUACAGCCCAAGUCCCUUGGCCAGUGUGUUCAAGAACUCACCUGCCUAUUCCGGUGUCAGUUCUACCCCUCUGCGCAUCUUUAAGCGCCCAUUUCCUCCACCUUCACCGGCAAAGCAUAUUCGGGCAUUGCUUGCUCGUAGGCAUGGUUCAGUCAAGCCUAAUGAGGCCUCAAUACCAGAAGGAAGGGAGGUUGAGAUGGGUUUGGACAAGAAUUUUGGGUAUUCUAAGCAAUUCAUGACCCAUUAUGAACUAGGGGAAGAGGUGGGGCGUGGGCAUUUUGGGUAUACUUGUUCGGCGAAGGGAAAGAAAGGGAACUUAAAGGGACAGGAUGUGGCAGUCAAGGUUAUUCCGAAAUCGAAGAUGACUACAGUAAUUGCCAUUGAGGAUGUAAGACGAGAAGUGAAAAUAUUACAGGCUCUGACAGGGCAUAGGAACCUAGUGCAAUGCUACGAUUGCUAUGAGGAUGAUGAGAAUGUUUAUGUAGUGAUGGAGUUAUGUAAAGGAGGUGAAUUAUUGGAUAGAAUACUUUCUAGGGGUGGAAAAUACUCAGAAGAGGAUGCAAAGGCUGUCAUGGUCCAAAUUUUGAGUGUGGUUGCGUACUGUCAUCUCCAGGGGGUAGUUCACCGUGAUCUCAAACCUGAGAAUUUUCUCUUCACUUCAAAAGAUGAGAACUCCCCAUUAAAGGCCAUCGACUUUGGACUCUCUGAUUAUGUAAAGCCAGAUGAAAGACUGAAUGAUAUUGUCGGAAGUGCAUAUUAUGUAGCUCCUGAAGUUCUGCAUAGAUCCUAUGGAACAGAAGCGGACAUGUGGAGCAUAGGCGUAAUUGCUUAUAUUCUGCUAUGCGGAAGUCGGCCCUUUUGGGCCCGCUCAGAAUCUGGCAUCUUUCGAGCUGUCCUUAAAGCAGACCCAAGUUUUGAUGAAGCCCCUUGGCCUUCUGUGACUUCUGAUGCGAUAGACUUUGUAAAGAGAUUGUUGAACAAGGAUUACCGGAAGAGGCUAACCGCUGCCCAGGCUCUUAGUCAUCCUUGGCUGGUGAAUGAUCAUGAUGUCAAGAUUCCUUUGGAUGUGAUAAUAUACAAGCUUGUAAAAGCUUACAUAUGUUCUUCUUCACUAAGAAAAGCAGCUUUGGGGGCCCUUGCUAAGACACUGAGUGUGCCUCAGCUAGCUUAUCUCCGGGAACAAUUUACACUAUUGGGGCCAAACAAGAGUGGGUUUAUCUUUAUGCAAAAUUUUAAAACGGCUGUGACAAAGAACUCCACUGAUGCCAUGAAGGAUUCACGGGUUUUCGAUUAUGCAAACAUGGUGAGUACUCUCCAAUAUAGAAAGAUGGAUUUCGAAGAAUUUUGUGCUGCAGCCAUCAGCGUGCAUCAGCUGGAAGGAAUGCAAAGCUGGGAGCAACAUGCACGCCGUGCCUAUGAGCUUUUUGAGAAGGAUGGAAAUAGACCUAUUAUGAUAGAGGAACUAGCUUCAGAACUUGGACUUAGCCCAUCAGUACCAGUUCAUGUCGUUCUCCAAGACUGGAUACGUCACUCAGACGGGAAGCUUAGUUUCCUGGGGUUCGUCAGACUUCUGCAUGGUGUUUCUUCACGCUCAUUUCAAAAGGCUUGAACAAAAAUCCAGCUAUACCGAUGAAAUCCUUAGAUCCUUUUUCUUGUUGCGGAAUUAAAAUCUCUUGGUCGGGGACAAAAUGUCAUGAACUGGCAAAAAAUUGCCUCCUGACUGUGCAAGGGAUCUCUGCAAGUUCAAACUGUAGUUGAAGCUGCAUGACUUGCAACCAAGACCAUUCGCAGCAUAUUCUCAUGUUAGUAUGUUUUGUGCAAAUCUUUUUUUUUUUUUUUUUUUUUUUGGGGUCUCCUUAUAUAAUAAUUUUUAUUAUUUUCUAGUGGAUGGUGCCAUUGAGAUUUAGAAGAUUGUACAGAUGAGGGUAGAUCACAAAAAUGUAGUUAGGGUUAGAAAACAGCAUAAGACAAGUGAGUUUUUGUGAUGUUGGGUGUAUCUUGUGUACCCAGUGCACCAUUUGUUUCUUACUGUGAUCUACAAAUUUUAAUUUCUCUUAUCCCUGCUACUUUCUUAUCCCAAAAAGUAUUAAGAGAAUGAGUUGGGAGUGGUUGGGGUGAGUCCCACUUCUUUGUCUUA